UGGGGACCCAGCCCUCAGUCUCUAUGGACUCUUCACAAGGAGAGCAGACCCGGCUGGUGUGCAGAUCAGAGGGGUGGGACCCUGAACCUGAACUGAUCUGGAGAGACAGGGAUGGAAACGAUGUGACAUCACUGUCCAACACAACAGUGCAGAGGGACAGUCAGGGGCUCCACAGUGUCAGCAGCUACAUCAAAAUCAAACAGCAGUCCAACGUGUUCUCCUGUCAGCUUAGAAGUAAAACACCCAAACCAGACUGGGAAUCCAAACUCCACAUAUCCAGGGAUUUUUUCCCAGGAGUCUCUGGAUGGAUGGUGGCUUUCUGCUUGACUUUAGCUCUCAGUAUUGGAGCCAUUCCUCUGCUGGUGAUCCAAUGGAAAAGAAUGGAUAGAAAGUUGAAACUGUGUGAAGUUAAAGGUAAGUGAAGACUUUAAUAAACAGACUGCAAACUCAUUCCAGCUCCAGCAGUAGCAGCUUGUAAAGUUACUGGUACAAACUA
This is a messenger RNA of Polyodon spathula (Mississippi paddlefish), 496 nucleotides long. Its product is annotated as butyrophilin subfamily 1 member A1-like. The record is from RefSeq and is a predicted model, not a curated record. The transcript has 3 exons. The coding region runs from base 24 to 422 and encodes 132 amino acids. Lineage: Eukaryota; Metazoa; Chordata; Actinopteri; Acipenseriformes; Polyodontidae.